GGCUAAAGUGACGGGUCAUAUUUGUCUCCGGAGCCAUUAAGUCCGACGCCGGAUUCAAUCCAAAGCCGUAGACCGAUUCUGAGCGAUCUCCAAUGGCGGAAGAAGACAGUUCCGUUAAAGAGGGUUACGCUGAGAUCGUUGUUGUACGUCAUGGAGAAACAUCUUGGAAUGCCGAGAGAAAGAUCCAGGGUCAUUUGGAUGUUGAACUAAACGAUGCAGGAAGACAACAAGCAGAAAAAGUUGCUGAGCGGUUAUCAAAGGAGCCUAAGGUAUCUUAUGUUUACUCUUCUGACUUGAAGAGAGCCUUUGAGACUGCUCAGAUCAUUGCAGCUAAAUGCGGCAAGGUUGAGGUACUUACUGAUCCUGAUUUGCGGGAGAGACAUUUAGGAGAUAUGCAAGGUCUUGUGUACCAAGAAGCUUCCAAACUUCGCCCUGAAGCUUACAAGGCCUUCUCAUCUAACCGCACAGACGUUGACAUUCCAGGUGGAGGAGAAAGUCUUGACAAACUCUACGACAGAUGUACAUCUGCAUUACAGAGAAUCGGCGACAAACAUCAAGGUGAAAGAGUGGUGGUAGUGACUCAUGGAGGUGUCAUUCGAUCUCUCUACGAGAGAGGUCGUCCAAGUGCACGAAAAGUUGAAAAGAUUCUCAACACAUCGGUCAAUGUGUUCCGUUUAUUCGACGGAGACAAAUGGACAAUCCAAGUUUGGGGAGAUGUGUCUCAUUUGGACCAAACCGGUUUCUUGCAAUCCGGUUUUGGUGGUGACAGAACCUCUGGUUAAGAUUCAGUGACUCUUUCCACUGAGGUUUUCUGUAAUUUAAAUUUGACUCUGUUACUUUCUUCUUUUGCAAUUUGACCUCAUAACUUUGAGGCUAUCCCGAUUUAGCCUGUAAUUGGGAGGAUUAAUAAAGUAACUGCUAUAAA
Molecule: messenger RNA, 925 nt
Organism: Raphanus sativus (radish)
Lineage: Eukaryota; Viridiplantae; Streptophyta; Magnoliopsida; Brassicales; Brassicaceae
Product: phosphoglycerate mutase-like protein 4
Exons: 7
Coding region: 93-782 (229 amino acids)
Cellular component (GO): cytoplasm; cytosol
Molecular function (GO): phosphatase activity
Source: RefSeq, a predicted model, not a curated record